AUGAAAACAACGAAUAAAUUACCCCCCAGAAAUACGGCUAUCCAAUUAAAUUAUGGGAAUCAAAAUAUAUUGAUAUUUUAGAAUCAAAAACCAUUAGAAUUAAGAAGAUACACAACAGAUGCAGAAGAAAUGAGAAGACAUUAAAAGAGUUAUGGUUCAUAAAAAAGAAAUGAAUCAAAGUAAUAUUUUUGAAUAGAGUUUAGUGAAAUCCACAAAUAACCUAAAGGUAAGUGUUAAUAUAAUACAAUUGAUAAAUAAUUUACAGAAAAUGGAAGACAAUAACAUGUAUCAAGUUUAUCAGAUAGUCAAUCAUAACUACCUCCUUUAGUAAUGAUAAAAUGUUAAGCAAAACCAUAAUUUGAGAAUUUUAAGAAUCAUGCAAAUGCAAAAAAUCAUAAUUUUAUCACUUAAUAAUAAAGAAAUGAAAAACCUCAUUCAUUUAAAUAAAUAACAUAAGUGAAUAAUAAAAACUUAUCAAAUUGUAAUAAGAUUAUUAAAUUUUAAGUGUAUUAUAUUGGAGAUUUGUAAAAUGCCAUUUUAAAUUAAAAUGCUAGAAAUUCUGAAAUGUUUAGAGAACAUAUUGUUGUUUCCUUUACUUAUAUUCCAUUAAUACAAAAAUCAGUAAUUGAUAAUAAGUAAAUAUAAGAUAAAAAGUUAAAUAUUCCUUUUGCAACAAAUAAAAAAUGUAAUUAUAUACUUGAUUAUUAAAAAAUAGAUAAUAAAACUAUUAUUUUUGAUAUGGAUGAAACUUUAAUGCAUUGCAAUGAAGAUGAAAAUGAUAAAUGUUAAUUUAAAAUUCCAAUUGAAUUUGAAGAUGGAGAAAGAAUAGUAGCAGGUAUCAACAUUAGAAACUUUGCAAAAGAGAUAAUCUAAAAACUUAGUGAAGUUUGUGAAGUUAUGGUUUUUACUGCCUCAUAAGAUAUUUAUGCUAACCAAGUAAAAAUGAACUUUUGUUAUUUAAGGUUAUAAAUAUUCUAGAUCCACAUAAUAAUUUAUGUUAUAGAAUCUUUAGAGAUAAUUGUAUAACCAUAGAUGAUAAUCAUUUAAUCAAACAUCUUGGAGUUUUGAAUAGAGAUUUGAAGAAUGUAGUCAUAAUUGAUAAUUCUUCUUGCAGCUUUGCGUAAGUGUUAAAUUUCAACAAUAAGUUAGACAUCAUUUAGAAAAUGGGAUUCCGAUUAUUUCAUUUUACAAUGAUGAAAAGGACAAUUAAUUAAUUAAGUUGUAUCGAUAUUUGUGUUAAUACAUAUUACCAGCUGAGGAUGUAAGACCAAUAAUUUUAUCACAUUUCAAAUAAGAUAAACUUAAUUAAUAUGAGACUGUAGAGGAAGCAGUAAAAUAAUUGUAUUUUUGAGAUAUUUGAGUCUUAUUUGUUUCUGUAAUUUUUGUUAAAACAUAUUUUAAAUGUGAAAGUCCUUUAAUUUAAUACAAUAUUAAUGUUACUUGAAAGUGAUCAACAAUAAGAGAGUUCAAAUAUCAAUAAUCAAUAACUAUAUAAAUCUGUAUAUGUACUAUCUCUUAUAGAUAUGAUUUCAGUCUAUAAGGAAUCGACGAAAAAUUUAUGAUGAUAAUGAUUUUAAGGAAGUUGUCAAAAACUUUUAUAAUUUAGUAUCAAAGUUGAAUAAAAGUAAUAAUUCAUAACAAUCUAUUAUAAGUAAAGAAAAUUUCUAAGCCUAACAUAAGAAAAUAGCCUAAAUAAACUAAAUAGAGAAAUGCAUUACCAACAAAAUAAUUAUCUAAAGAACCUUAAAAUAUGAAAAGAGAUAUCAAUAAUAAACCUGGAUUAUUUUAAACUUAACAAUACUUUAAUUGUUGUUUCAGUUAAUAAAUUGUAAGUCAAUUAAUACCUAAUUUCAAUCAAACAAAACAUGCUCCUGAUUUCUAUGAUAAAAAUAAACAACAUUUCCAUUUCUCACGUAAUCAAACUCACAUAUAAAUUGCAUAUAACAUCUAUAUUAAGAAAUUUGGUUCAUCCCUAGUUGAAAAUUAGGAUCCAACUUCUGUUGCCAAAAAAGUCAUGUAUAAUAACUUUAAUCCUAUAGUAAUUUUCCCUAUUAGAACUAGUCUCAAAUACAAGAAGAGGAUAAGCAAGGUGAUGCAUCUGACUUAAAAAAAUAAAUUACUGAAGAUAACAAAUAGAAACCAUUGAAAGACUUAGUUCGAGAAUUUUAGAGUGAUUAAUGA
This is a messenger RNA of Paramecium pentaurelia, 2181 nucleotides long. The record is from the annotation of a GenBank genome assembly. NCBI's taxonomy places the organism in Eukaryota, Ciliophora, Oligohymenophorea, Peniculida, Parameciidae.